Molecule: messenger RNA, 996 nt
Organism: Peronospora belbahrii
Lineage: Eukaryota; Oomycota; Peronosporomycetes; Peronosporales; Peronosporaceae
Source: the annotation of a GenBank genome assembly
AUGAGCAAUUUAUCUUCCGAUGAUUAUUAUGAAAACCUUGGUGUAUCACGAACAGCAACUGCACAAGAGAUCAAGACGGCCUACCGCAAACUUGCCGUCAAGUAUCAUCCAGAUAAAAAUCCAUUGGACAAACUCACGGCCGAAGCUAAUUUUAAGAUUGUAGGCGAGGCUUACAAUGUCUUGUCCAACGACGACACGCGCAAGAUUUAUGACAUUUAUGGCAAGGAGGGACUUGAGGACGGUGCACAGCCGAUGACCAGAGAGCGUGCGAUGGAAAUAUUUGAAGACUUUUUUCGCUAUGGCGAAGCAAUGGACCCAGAAGCCCCUGACCGGUCAAAAGGGUUCAAGCGUGCAGCAGGUGGGGCAGUGUAUGCACCUGCCAAGGGCCUUCUUUACGGUGGCAAGUCGAUUGUGGGCGGUGUGAUCAUGGGAACUGCCGCGAUUGUGGCAGGAACUGGCGCCAUGGUUGUUAACAUGGCCUCGGGCAUUAAAGAAAUGGGUGAAGCUGGAGUCCAUGCUGCUCGCAAGCGUAGGGAUAGCAGGCAAGCUAGCGACAGUGAAUUUGAAGUUCCUGUUGGUACGGGCGUGGACGGCUCUGCUGAUAGUAAUAAACUUGAGAGAGAAUCAAAUGGAGCAAUCGAGGUCGCCAACCAGAAGCCUACUCCUACCUUUAUGGGAGGAUUGAAGAAGGCGACGAUUGGCGCUGUUGCAGCUCCUGUCGCAGCGAUCGUGACUGGAAGUGGUGUGCUGCUCGCAAGCGGUGUCGCGGCCGGUGGCUACGUGGUCGGCGGUUUUGCUGGUGCGGCGACGAACGUUGCGAGUGGGGUACGUGAGGUGAAGGCUGCAAAUAAGAUGGAGAGGAAGCGACGUGCUUCUAGUGCUGCAAGCACCCGCGAUUCCUCAGCUUCCACAAAGAGCUCACCGGCGUCGACUGCAUCCUCGGCAAAAGCGGUACCUACGGCAGACGAAGUAUCGGAAGCAGCCCAGACCGCGUAG